AUGAAACCACAGACUGUACUUGUCCCACUUCUCGCUGUACUUUGUCAAGCUAUUGAAACCGCACGCUGCAGUAGCAACAUCCACUACCCGGGAGAUUCAGUUUAUGAGAACAGACUGGAAUCGUACUUCUCCGAGAUCGCUAAACUGCGGCCGCAAUGUUUAGUUCAGCCAGUAAAUACCGACGAGGUAGCAAGCAUUGUGAAAACACUUGUGAGAGCCAACAAAACAUCACCAUGCCAUUUCGCCAUUCGGAGCGGAGGACACACGCCUUGGGCCGGAGCCAGCAAUAUCGAAGACGGCGUCACCGUUGAUCUCGGCUUCAUGAACGCCACAACAUACUCGCAAGAGACCAACCUCGCCCACGUCCAGCCAGGUGCAAGAUGUGCUUCAGUGUAUUCCACGCUUGAAAAAAGGGGCAUCGCCGUAGCUGGCGGCCGGUCUAACACGGUCGGCAUUGGUGGGCUUGUCCUGGGCGGCGGCAUAUCCUACUACUCAGGCACCAAAGGAAUGGUCUGCGACAAUGUUGCCAGCUUCGAGGUCGUCCUUGCCAGUGGGAAAAUCAUAAACGCAAACCACACCGCUCACGCCGACCUUUUCCAGGCCUUGAAGGGUGGAUCCAACAACUUCGGAAUUGUCACGAAAAUCGACAUGUUUGCUUUCGAAAGAACCAACCUGUGGGGCGGCAUUGUGGCAUAUCCAAGCAGCACUAUACCACAGCACAUCAAAGCCUUGGUAAACUUUGACACAAAGAAAGAUCCGCACGCAUCUGUAAUCUUCAUGCUGGCGCACGAUUCCACAACCAAGCAGACAAUGGUUGUCAACACGUACGAGUACACGAAGCCGGUCGCACGCGCGCCCAUUUUCAACGACUUUCUGGCUAUCCAAAAUAUCUCUGACUCUACACGCAUCACGAACAUGACCGACCUUACUGUGGAGAUCGAAAACUCUUUCGCGUACCGCCAUAUGUUCGUCACCUUAACAUUCCAAAACGACGAGCGCGUCCUCCAAAAAGGCGCCGCCCUUUUUGACGCCAUGGUGAAGAAGUUGACGCCAAAAGACGAAGAAUGGAAGUUCUACACUCUAUUCCAGCACCUCCCACCCAUCUUCGCAAAGCAUUCCGCAGAGCGCGGCGGCAACGUCCUCGGCCUCGAGCGCUUCAAAACCAACAACAUCCUACUCAUGGGCUACCUGUCCUGGAAAACCCCAGCCAGCGACAUCAUCUUCCAGCGCGCGCUCCACCAGCUCAUAGCCGAUCUCAGCGCGUUCGCGAAAAGCAUCGGCAGGGACAACCCGUUUGUUUAUCUGAAUUACGCGGAUGGGGCGCAGGAUCCUUUGCGGAGCUAUGGCGAGGAAAACGUGAGGAAGAUGCGUGCUGCGGCGGAGAAAUAUGACCCCGAGGGCGUGUUUCAGACUAUGGUUCCUGGCGGCUUUAAGAUUCCCAAGGUACCGAGGGCGUCUGGGUAUGCAGGGAGAAAGCGCGAUGAGCUGUAGGGCUCGAGAAGACAGGUCCCGGGAGUAGUGAGGUAUCGUUGACAUGAAGGUAGCCUUCAAUGACAGACUUAAGAGUAUGUGUUCAAUUCAACGUCAGCUAGCUAUCAUUCGGCC
Molecule: messenger RNA, 1605 nt
Organism: Aplosporella prunicola CBS 121167
Lineage: Eukaryota; Fungi; Ascomycota; Dothideomycetes; Botryosphaeriales; Aplosporellaceae
Exons: 5
Coding region: 1-1491 (496 amino acids)
Molecular function (GO): FAD binding
Source: RefSeq, a predicted model, not a curated record